CGGCGGCGGGAGCGGCACCGGCACCGGCGAGGGCCGGGCUGGCGGGAGCGGUGCUGAGGGCGCUUCCCUUCCACCCCCGCCCCGGUGCCGUCCCUGCGCCGAGAGGGCUCGUGGGCGACGCUGGAGGCAGCUGGCCCCGAGCAGGAAUGUCAUGCUUUUAAACAAGAGAUAAACCUGCUGAAUAGCCAGAGCUAGACCCAGCAAAGGACUAAUGGAGGUGUGCACCAAAAUGGGUUGAGUGCACAGCUGCCUUAUUCCACUUUUAGUUGUUCUUGCACUGUCUUCAGUUUUGCUUCAGAGUGCGCUACAUAUCUAAAUGGGUUUGUUAAGUUGGCAAAGAACAGACAACCUCUGGUGGAAUUUCUGUUUUCUGUUUUCAACCAGUGCUGGCUGAGCUGAAACUUCCUGUGUCUUGGGGAGAGCAUGUAUAAAAGGAAUGACUUCAUGGCCAAUGUGAUGGUCACCUCUGCCACUCCAGAGGGUAGUAGCAGCUCAGAUUCUCUGGAAGGGCGAAGUUCAGAUUAUGCCAAUAAAAGCUACGAUGCAGUUGUAUUUGAUGUGUUGAAAGUAACUCCUGAGGAGUUUGCUAGUCAGAUAACGUUGAUGGAUAUGCCAGUAUUUAAAGCUAUACAGCCUGAGGAACUAGCCAGCUGUGGAUGGAAUAAGAAAGAAAAACAUAUCCUCGCUCCAAAUAUUGUUGCCUUUACUAGGAGGUUUAACCAGGUCAGUUUUUGGGUUGUACGAGAAAUAUUAACAGCACAGACCUUAAAAAUAAGGGCAGAAAUAUUGAGCCAUUUUGUGAAAAUAGCUAAAAAGCUUCUAGAACUGAAUAACCUUCAUUCUCUGAUGUCUGUGGUGUCAGCACUGCAAAGCGCACCCAUCUUCAGGCUGACCAAAACCUGGGCUCUUCUGAAUCGUAAAGACAAGACCACCUUUGAGAAGUUGGACUACUUACUGUCUAAGGAAGAUAAUUACAAGAGGACACGAGAGUACAUCAGAAGCUUAAAAAUGGUUCCUACAAUUCCAUAUUUAGGAAUUUAUCUCUUGGAUUUAAUCUACAUUGAUUCUGCAUAUCCCGCUUCAGACAGCAUUAUGGAGAAUGAACAAAGAUCCAAUCAAAUGAACAAUAUCCUCCGAAUAAUAGCUGAUCUGCAAGUCUCCUGUAACUAUGAUCAUCUUACAACACUCCCCCAUGUGCAAAAGUAUUUGAAGUCUGUCCGUUACAUUGAAGAACUUCAGAAAUUUGUAGAAGAUGACAAUUAUAAAUUGUCUUUAAGAAUUGAGCCAGGUAACAGCUCUCCUCGACUGGUUUCCUCCAAAGAAGAUCUUGCAGGUCCGUCCGACAUGUCAGCAAUUGUGAAAUUCAGCAGGAGACCCACGUGUCCUGAUGCCUCAGUAGCAGCAAGUUUCCCUACGCCUCCUGUGCCAAGGCACCGGAAGAGUCACAGCCUGGGGAACAAUAUGAUGUGUCAGCUGAGCGUCGUGGAGAGCAAAAGCGCCACCUUCCCGACAGAGCGGCCGCGGCACCUGCUGGAUGACAGUGUCCUGGAGUGUCAGAGCCCCGCGCGCGGACACGCGCCCAGCGUGCGCCUGGCCAACGGCCUCUCCAGAGAUAGCAGUGAAAGCUCAGAAUUUAGUGAGGAGCUGCCGUCAGGGCUUGAAAGGGGUCGUUUAUAUGCCACACUGGGUCCUAACUGGAAGGUACCGAUCCGGAAUUCUCCUAGAAGUCGAAGCUGUGUCUACAGCCCAACAGGCACCUGCAGCUGCACAGCAGGUGGUUCCACAGGAAUCAUUACCAUGGAAGGGCCAUUAAAAAGAAAAACACUGCUCAAAGAAGGCAAGAAACCUACUCUCUCCUCAUGGACUAGAUACUGGGUUAUGCUUUCAGGAUCAACUCUUCUGUAUUUUGGAGCAAAAUCUUUAAGAGGCACUGAAAGAAAACAUUAUAAAUCUACACCUGGGAAAAAGGUCUCCAUUGUGGGCUGGAUGGUGGCACUGCCUGACGACCCAGAGCAUCCUGAUAUUUUCCAGCUAAAUAACCCUGACAAAGGCAAUGUUUACAAGUUCCAGACUGGCUCAAGGUUUCAUGCAAUAUUAUGGCAUAAGCAUUUGGAUGACGCGUGCAAAAGCAACAAGCCUCAGGUACCCGCUAAUCUAAUGUCAUUUGAAUAAUUUGCUCUCCUACCUGGCGCGACUUCAAGUGCCAAACUGAAGAAACAGGUUAUUGUUCUCUGAGGAGGAAGAGGAGGAUGGUUUUCCUGACAUGAGCCAGCCACAAAUAUGUCAGCACUUUCCUAUGUAACUAGAUUCUGGCAUAGCUUUUAAAAGCAGAAAGUGAAUGUUGUCCCUAGGACCAGAUAUAGUCUUAUGCACUGAGUGAAAGCAGACAAGUUAGGUGGACAGAAGAUUAAUCCUGACUCCUGCAGGAUUCUAGAGCCCUCAACUAUUUGUGGUCAGAGACUGCAUGAACUGAUAUUUGACCACAAACUGAGCAUCGUAUCUUCUGCCUAUUCUUUUUUAAAUGGUUCUUUUUAUUGUUAAGCUGCUUUGUGUGACUGAAGAAUAUUUGGCCCAUGUUGGGUUUCAAUUCUUUCUAAUGCACAGAAUGACUGACAGUGUUAACUUGCUGCAAAGUGUCAAUUAGAAUAGAAAAUUGUGGAACAACAUUUUUAUAAUCUAAGUGCACUGAGUUGCUUGGCAAAGUGGCUGCCUCAAAUUUUGUAUCAAAUCUCUGGACAAUUGUGCUGUUCACAUUUGAGCUAUUUGGGAAAAAUGUAUUUUGGCAUAGGACAGCUGGAUUUGGUUUUAUUCCGUUAUUUUACUCAGAAAUGCCCUAACAAUGGAUAUAAGGCUGUUUAAAUUUGCAUUGUGCUAAAGUUUGUCUUUCAUUCUCUUACUAAAGGCGUAGUUGCUUACAAGUUUGUUUUUUUUAAUUCAGUCUGAAUGUUGUUCAUCUUAAAUACCUUGGUAGGGAGGCAGGUAAUCAGAUGUUAUGUAUCACGUGGCCCAAGGUCCUCAGAAUGAUUCCAUAUCAUUGUUCCUGCUCUGUCUUUCUGUGGAUGACUUGGCUCCACUCAAUUCCAGUUGCAAUUUUAGGACAUUAGUACUGGCAGAGGGUACUGCUAUUAUGAAAUCAUGAUGGCAGUGAAAGCUAGGGAAGACUGUCUAACAAUGGAGCAAAUACAAAGAAACCUCCCCAUCGGUGUCCAGAGAACAAAAAAAGAAAAAGCAUACACCUGAGCCUUCUCUGAAGGAACUGUCCUGACAUCACUGUGUCCCUGCUGUGCCCUCGCACUCCUGCACUCAGAAUCUGUCUCUGUUCGUAUGGUAAGUUCAUCACUUCUUCUGUUUGAAAUUCUUUUGCCAUGAGGCAUCAGUAUUCAGAUUCAUCAAUCACCAGAAACCUCUUCUGAGUUUCCCAAGAUUGCAUAGAGGAGAAAUUGGCAAGCCAAGCCUGUAGCUUACAAACCAGGAACAACGCGGAAGUUAGUUUAAGUGAACAGAACAAGCUCCCUGGCACUAGCAGGAUGUAUUCUGUGGACUUGCGUGAUUUUCUAAAUUUUUGUUUUGAAACUUCUCUAAAAACAACAACAACUGCAAUACCUGUACUGUUAAAUGUAGGUUAAAAGUUUUGUUCUUUUAAGAGUUCAUGUUACAAUCCUGAAAGCCUAAUACAUACCAGCUUUUCAAGAAAAUCAGUUUCUGAAGACAACUGCACUUAGAUCCUGGGACAUGUGAAAGUGUAUGUAAAGUGGACAAAGUUUAUUUGAUAGUUCAGAUGAUGUGUGAAAAGAGUGAGAAUGCAAAAUAUGUCUAUACCAUUUUUUCUCUUUUUUUGCUAAGUUAAGACAACUUUGAACUAGGUAUCUGCAGGGGCAGAACAUCGAAUGCCAUUAGAGAUGAUGUAGAAGCUUUUGAAUGCAGUAAUAUCCUGUCACCAGUAAAUGACUUCAGAUUGUAAGAAUAUGAUAUGGCUUGAAUUAUUCUGCACCUAUGGACUUUUGUGAUUAGUUAUCAAUGAGAUUACUCACGUGCAUAGCCUUUUUAAUGACUGUGCCACCUAUGACCAUGUGUCAUGUGUGCUGUCAGUAUUCAUAGCGUUUGAACAGUGCAGAACAGUGACCAAAAUGAUGACACCUGAACCAAAACAGAACUGUUCAAGUUAAGAGGGUUUUUUUAAGUUACUAGUAGCCCUUUCCCCUUAAAAGGGAAUGACCUGAUCUGUCUUCAAUAUAAGCUAAAUUUAAAAUCAAACACUUACUAGCAUAAAGUGUACACAUACAUUAGAAGCAUGUAAAUACUUAUUCAUUUCUAAUGUGGAAGUGAACACAAUGAGGGCUUGUGAGAUUUUUUCCAGCAUAUUGCAAUGGAAAUAAACUAAUGGAUGUUGUAACAAUUUUCAGUUAUGUUUAACAAGCCUCCUUGGAAAGAACAGUAACUGCUGACUGAUAUGGUAGCAAUAGAAUGAGCCUGUACUCGCUUAGAAUUUAAUGGCUUUUAGAAUUUAAGGGUCUCUGAAGUGUUACAUAUGUUAUUGUAUGUACAAGAGGUAGAGUGUUCUAGCCUUCAGAAAUACACUUCUACUCAAAAUUACAAGCCAUGGAGCUUGCUGGAGAAGUUACAAAAGUGUCCAUUUUCACUUGCUUGUAAAACAGAUUCCCAACUAGAAAGGAAGCAGCUUUGGCUCAAACUAUGAUGGGCCACCAAACAGUAUGGCAUGAAUGAAAGGCAGUAUUUAGCAAUGAUUCUUAUACUCAGUCAUUUGUCACUGUCAGAAGAUGAAACUGUGGAAAAAUUAAACCCUUCAGUCCGACUCAAUAUUCAAACUCAGAUCGUACUCAGAACCUUGUAAUUUGGAAAUAUGUCAAAAGUACCUUGAAUUUCCUCACACGACUGUCAUUUGAAUGUAAAAAGCAUUAUACAGAAGAAAGAUGAAUGUAGCAAAUAACAGUUUUACACGAUAGUUCGGUUAAUGUUUUCAGUAUAGCACAGUUGUGAAAUUGCUGCACAGUAUUAAAACAUUCAGAUUGAUGGCAGUGUAGGAAUACUACUAAACCAUCUUAAACCAACUUUAAAUUACUUUUUAAGAAUGAAAAGGUCUGCCACUGCUGAUUAGAGAUUUUAUGGUGUCAUUUGGUACCAUUUGCUGUUAUCUGGUACUUUUAUGGUUAAUUGAAAGCUGCUAUUGAAAUACACUAUAUUGCCUAUCAGGACUUAUUAUUACAGCAUUUGCACAAAAAAUACCACAAACCAUACAAGUUUUCCUCCAUCAAAGAGAGAAUAACUGCAAUAGUUAUGUAAAAGUAAACAUUAUGUCAUAAUUACUGUUUUCAGAAUUGUGAAGAUAUAAAAACUGUAGGUAAUAUUAUUUAUUUAACGUGCAAUUUUUAUGUAAUUCAGUGCCAAAAUGCAUGUUUUUCCAAAUAGCACUAAAACGAGGCAAAGAAGCUGGUUUUCAAAUUGCGACUUACUUGUCACAUUAUAAUGUAAACCAAUUUCAACAUUUUCGUUUGUUUUGUGUGAAAACUGUUGCACUAUUUUUGGCUGUAUUUUCUAGCAGUCCACUGCAUGCCAUUUGUGUAAAGAAUUCUUUCUAUAGUUCUUGUGAACUGUCUCACCCAUAAGAACCCUGACAUUGGAAUCUAGGUUUUUGGCAAAGUAUUUUGUUACCUCAGUCUUGUAUCAAGUUGCUGUGUUUUUCAGUUUGUUACAUUGAUAAUGAUUGUUUCAUUAAUUAAAUACUUUAAUGUAAAAAAGAUUCGUUUACUUCAACAGCAGUUGGAUUUGGUUGUAAGUUUAAAAAUGUGCAGAGUAUGUAUGCUGUUAACAAUAAAAUAUUCAGAAAAAGAAUAGUAGAGGUACAGAAGGAA
Pipra filicauda (Wire-tailed manakin) is the source of this 5870-nucleotide messenger RNA. It is a transcript of the gene RALGPS1, whose product is annotated as Ral GEF with PH domain and SH3 binding motif 1. The record is from RefSeq and is a predicted model, not a curated record. Gene Ontology annotation, cellular component: plasma membrane. Gene Ontology annotation, biological process: Ras protein signal transduction; positive regulation of GTPase activity. The transcript is spliced from 22 exons. The coding region runs from base 424 to 2172 and encodes 582 amino acids. NCBI's taxonomy places the organism in Eukaryota, Metazoa, Chordata, Aves, Passeriformes, Pipridae. Gene Ontology annotation, molecular function: guanyl-nucleotide exchange factor activity.